Onychomys torridus (southern grasshopper mouse) is the source of this 2577-nucleotide messenger RNA. It is a transcript of the gene Tnk2, whose product is annotated as tyrosine kinase non receptor 2. Gene Ontology annotation, biological process: signal transduction; phosphorylation; regulation of keratinocyte differentiation. The record is from RefSeq and is a predicted model, not a curated record. Gene Ontology annotation, molecular function: protein binding; protein serine/threonine/tyrosine kinase activity. Gene Ontology annotation, cellular component: extrinsic component of cytoplasmic side of plasma membrane. The transcript is spliced from 6 exons. NCBI's taxonomy places the organism in Eukaryota, Metazoa, Chordata, Mammalia, Rodentia, Cricetidae. The coding region runs from base 100 to 1797 and encodes 565 amino acids.
GCCUUAGGGAUUGGGCCCUACAUCUUCUGCCAGAGUGUUCUGCCCCUGCUCCACCUUCUGACCUGGUUCUCUCCCAACAGACUGUAUCUGGGAAACCCCAUGGACCCUCCUGACCUGCUGAGUGUGGAACUGAGCACCUCCCGACCCACCCAGCAUCUAGGAAGGGUGAAAAGGGAGCCUCCACCUCGCCCACCUCAGCCUGCCAUCUUCACUCAGAAGCCAACAUACGACCCUGUGAGUGAGGACCAAGACCCCUUAUCCAGCGACUUCAAGAGGCUGGGCCUGAGGAAGCCAGCCCUGCCCCGAGGGCUGUGGCUAGCAAAGCCAUCGGCCCGCGUGCCAGGCACCAAGGCAGGCCGCAGUGGUGGGGGCGAGGUCACGCUCAUCGACUUUGGGGAGGAGCCUGCGGUCCCAGCCCCACGGCCCUGUGCACCCUCCUUGGCACAGUUGGCCAUGGAUGCCUGCUCCUUGCUGGACAAGACACCUCCACAGAGCCCCACACGGGCGCUGCCACGGCCCUUACAUCCCACGCCUGUGGUAGACUGGGACGCUCGCCCGCUGCCCCCGCCCCCUGCCUACGACGAGGUGGCGCAAGAUGAGGAUGACUUUGAGGUCUGCUCUAUCAACAGCACGCUCAUGGGUGCAGGGCUCCCUGCUGGGCCCAGCCAGGGCGAGACCAACUACGCCUUUGUGCCUGAGCAGGCUCAGCUGCCCCCUGCCCUGGAGGACAACCUGUUCCUCCCGCCCCAGGGUGGCGGCAAGCCGCCCAGCUUGGCCCAGACGGCGGAGAUUUUCCAGGCGCUGCAGCAGGAGUGUAUGCUGCAGCUCCAGGUCCCUGCUGGCCCGCUCACCCCCUCCCCCGCCCCGGGCGGCGAUGACAAGCCCCAGGUGCCACCCCGGGUACCUAUCCCCCCUCGGCCCACACGCCCACGUGUGGAGCUCUCUCCAGCUCCCUCGGGUGAGGAAGAGGCGAGCCGGUGGCCUGGACCUGCCUCCCCUCCCCGAGUGCCUCCCCGGGAACCCCUGUCCCCUCAAGGUUCAAGGACCCCAAGCCCCCUGGUACCACCUGGCAGCUCUCCGUUACCACACCGGCUCUCUAGCUCACCUGGGAAGCCCAUGCCCACCACCCAGAGCUUUGCCUCAGACCCUAAGUAUGCCACGCCACAAGUGAUCCAGGCUCCUGGCCAGCGGGCUGGCCCCUGCAUCCUGCCCAUUGUCCGUGAUGGCAGGAAGGUCAGCAGUACUCACUACUACCUGCUGCCUGAGCGCCCUGCUUACCUGGAGCGCUAUCAGCGCUUCCUUCGGGAGGCCCAGAGCCCUGAAGAGCCAGCCCCCCUACCUGUGCCCCUCCUGCUGCCCCCACCCAGUACCCCAGCCCCCGCUGCCCCCACUGCUACGGUUCGACCUAUGCCUCAGGCUGCCCCGGACCCAAAGGCCAACUUCUCCACCAAUAAUAGCAACCCAGGGGCUCGGCCACCAGCCCUGAGGGCCACUGCUCGGCUGCCACAGAGGGGCUGCCCAGGGGACGGGCAAGAGGCUGCCCGCCCGGCAGACAAGGUCCAGAUGCUGCAGGCCAUGGUGCAUGGGGUGACCACAGAGGAGUGCCAGGCGGCCCUGCAGAGCCACAGCUGGAGUGUGCAGAGGGCUGCCCAGUAUCUGAAGGUGGAGCAGCUCUUUGGGCUGGGUCUUCGGCCACGGGUGGAGUGUCACAAAGUGCUGGAGAUGUUUGAUUGGAACCUGGAGCAAGCUGGCUGCCACCUUCUGGGUUCCUGUGGCCCGGCCCACCACAAGCGCUGACAGUUGUCUGGAGAGCGAUGGUCUGCCCUAAAGGAACCACUUGAACCUGUCUGUGGGACAAGGGUGGGGAGAUGCUCCGCCUCAGGCCUGGAGGACCCACUUCUGCCUGCUGCCCCCAGUGGACAGAGUGAGACCAGGGCUGCAGGAGCCUGGGAGCCCCACCUUGCCCACCUCACUUUACCCACCCAGCGCUGUUCUGCACACCUUGGCUCAGCCCUCAGUGCCCCAACCAAGAGGUGGGAAGGAGCCUUGUGAAGGCAAGACCGGCAGCUGGCUGGCAGGCCCUGUGUGUGACCUGCCUCUGGCUCCAGAUCAAGGCUGGGCUGGUGGUUAGAGUGUGCCCCAGGCUUUGCCUCGGGGGACUAGACUGAGGAAGCCCAGCUUGACUUGGGCAAGAAGGAUGUGUUGGCCACACCGAAGGGUAGGCCAGCAUCCAGCAGGCCCUCCGAAGGGCUGGGCCCUUUUCCAGGGAGCCCCUGUUAGGCAUUUGGAGUACUGGACAUAGUGUGACCUGUGGCUUCACUGUGAACUUGUGGGCCUGGCUGCUCUUAGGGUCUUGUACCCGGAAACAGCCUCAAGUGGCUCAGGAGCAGAGAAAGGGCCCACAAGGCCCCGGGAUUGGAAGAAGACCCCAGGGGCACCAGUAUUUUCCUGUUUGACCCCUGCUCUUCCUGUUGCUGUUCGAUGUGUUCCCGUCAGCCUCUGUUGCCAAAGUUGCUGCCCCCAACUAUGGAUACCUGCUUCUUCCAGAGAAAUAAAUUCCGUUUCUAUUUUAUGUUA